AUGUUCACGACCUUCCCCGUCAGACCUCGAACUCCUACAACAGAAGCUCACAUUGACUCCUUUCCUCGUCCUAUUUCGCCCAAGCCAUCGUUGAAACGAGAACAUCGAGUCGCACGGAUCUAUCAACCCAGUAGCCCAACUUUGCCUCCUAGACCACAGACUGCACAUAUUCAACCCGACAGACCUGCCCCUAUUCUUACGCUCCCAGGUCUGCCUCCGCGUGAAUUGCCUCGCAGUGUUGUCGCCCCGUCCAGGAAGAAGUUCAAGUUCAAUGCAAAGAAUCUGGUUGAUAACGGCCGAUCCUGGCUGGCCCAGCUUCGGCCACCGUGGUCUGAACCCACACCAGAAGUUUCUGUAAUUCCUCCUGUUACGCCUAAAUCCCAUAAAUUUGCCAGUGACGAAGAGUGGGGAUAUACCCCGAAGAGCGCCAAAUUUUCAGCACACAUUGAACAUGAAUUUCACCAAGAGUACAUUCCGGAACUUCAAGAUGAAUACACACGAGACCCCCCUCCGCUUUACAAGAAACAUGCUCCCGAGGGCGGGCUAUAUGGAUGGAUGACGGUGGCUGGAGCAUUUUUGAUUCAAUUCAGCACAAUUGGGUACAUGUUUACAUGGAACGUAUUUGAAGAGCAAUAUACACACGUCGUGCUGGUAGAUCAAAAUUCCAUUGCAGUCAGGUUUAUUGCAAGCGUUCAGUUCUUUUUCGCUUUAUUCCUCUCUAUCGUUUCGGGCAAACUUGCAGACAUCGGAUAUUUCCGCUUCGCCAUCCAUGGAGGUUCCUUUCUUUUCAUAGUCGGUCUAAUGCUGCUAUCUUUCGUUGGAGAAGAGCAAUUUGGAUUGAUUUUUGUCUGCCAAUCCUUGGUGAUGGGAAUGGGAAUGGGCCUCGUACUCGUGCCAACUAUUGCAAUCCCUCUCAAUUAUUUCAAGCGCAGUAGGGGAUUGGUAGCUGGUAUUGUCAUGGGUGGUGGAUCUUUGGGUGGGAUGGUCUUUCCACCAGUUCUAAGGCGCCUUAUUCCCCAUUUUGCAUUGGGCGGUGCGGUUCGUAUCACUGCCUUCGUCGUACUCGGGCUCCUCAUCGUAGGCAACGGACUUUUGCGCACUCCUCCCAAGGAAGAGAAACCUAUCUUCCCACUUCCGCAUCUCGAUUUGGCUAAAUAUUCCAAGGAGAUGGAAUACAUCUUCGCUGCCGGGGCAACGUUCCUCACAAUGCUCAUCAUAUAUUAUCCUGCUAUGUAUCUAGAGCUCUUGGGCUUGGAGAAGGGCGUCAAACCUGAUUUCGCAUUCAAUAUGAUCAUCGUUUUCAGCCUUUCCGGGGUAUUGGGAGGCGUCGCUUUCGGAUUUGCCUCCGAUUUUGUUGGCCCGUGGAACCUUCUAUUGCCCAUCUCUGGAUUUUUGUCAAUUAUGAUGUUCACUACAUGCACGAUUCAAGGGCCUAAAUCGCUUUGUGCCUACGCUUUCUUCUAUGGCAUUUUUGCCGGUGCAUGGUUAUCGCUCAUGGCGACUGCUUUGGCGUCUCUGGCUUCUAGAAACAGUGAAAUUGGCACCCGUAUCGGUCUUGUCCUGACUAUCAGUAGCAUUGGUGCCCUCGCGUCCGAUCUCUUACAAGCGGCCAUGUUGACCCCAAACCACAUUUGGGCAAUCCCUUCUGCCGUCGCUGGUGUCAUCCUCAUUGGUGUUACGGGCCUGCUGUACAUGUCGAGGACUACAAUCGCGGCUGGACAAGCGCCGCGCUCAUGGCGCCGCUUGAAACUACUGAAAGACGUUCCAGUCUUGAAGGACAUGCUCAUGUUGUAG
Psilocybe cubensis is the source of this 1794-nucleotide messenger RNA. RefSeq lists its product as uncharacterized. Gene Ontology annotation, biological process: transmembrane transport. NCBI's taxonomy places the organism in Eukaryota, Fungi, Basidiomycota, Agaricomycetes, Agaricales, Agrocybaceae. The transcript has 16 exons. The record is from RefSeq and is a predicted model, not a curated record. Gene Ontology annotation, molecular function: transmembrane transporter activity. Gene Ontology annotation, cellular component: fungal-type vacuole membrane. Bases 1 to 1794 code for a protein of 597 amino acids.